AUGGAUGGAGGAACUCCAGCCAAAUUGGACUUAGAUUAUGCGAUGAAAAACAUAAGCAAGUACCAAACGGAUAGUGUUCGUAUCAGAUGUGAGAUAUCAGGAAAUCCGCUACCUCGCUACAAGUGGUUUAAGGAUACAGUUCCCAUCGGAGAGAAUGAAGGUCGUAUCAGUGUUAGGCAAACUCCAUGGGGAUCACGGCUGAAGAUUGAGAAACUGGAGCCAUACGACAGUGGCUGGUACAUGUGUCGAGCGGUCAACAAGGCUGGACAGGUCAACACAACAGGUUUCUUAGAAGUCAAGGAAGGUUACCCGCCAACCAAAGACAAGGGUUCUGGAGGGCGAGAUGGAGGUAGAUCUAACCCUCCUGACAUCAGUGACAACACUGACAGCUUCUAUGGAAAAUAUGACCCAGACAUUUAUAACAAAUACAAGGAAGAAGAUCGUAAAUCACAAGAGGAGGGCGAUGGAUUUUGUCAGGUUUUCCGGGGUACAACAUGUUCACGUUUCCUACAGAACCGAACAAUCUAUGUCACGUCCGAGUAUUCUCAAGGCAUCAAGGAAGAAAAUUUCCUUGCUGCCUUUACGACAAUCCAGGCAUCCAACACAAUGAGUAAGGAAUGCCAAGAUUAUGCGAUCCCCUUCCUUUGUUACCACACCUUCCCACUGUGUGACAACGACCCGACGAGUCCAAAGCCACGACAGGUGUGUCGGGAUGAGUGCGAGAUGCUGAAGAGUAACAUCUGUCAAAAAGAAUAUGUCAUCGGCAAACAUCAUCCUCGCAUUGGAGACAAGUUUUUACCAAAGUGUUAUGAGUUGGCUCCCCCUGGUACUCCGGAGGGUGAUGGAUGUGUUCGCAUUGGUGUGACAAAGUCCCAACCAAGUAAGUACAAGCGAUAGGAGAACUGCUAUAAUGGAAGUGGAGAAAACUACCGUGGACACGUCAAUAGAACACGUUCUGGCCGAACCUGUCAGAACUGGCUACACAACCCAAGCUUCAAGUCUAAAGACAAUAAAGAACUUGGAAAUCACAACUUUUGCCGGAACCCUAACGGGACAUUUACUGGCCCCUGGUGUUUCACAGAUCCCUUCUACCACCACUCUGAACUGUGUGACAUUCCCAAGUGUACACCCUAUCAGACUGGAGAGCCGGUCGACAAACUCAUGUUUAUCCUGGUUCCGGGGAUUAUCGUACCACUAGCUUUGGUUCUUCUUUUGGCAAUUGUAUGCCUAUUCCAACGACAUCGAAAACAAAAAGGUGCAGGAUUAAAAAAUGGCCGCCCAGCACCACAAAACAACACUGAAUCUCAUCCACUAACUGCCAAAUCUGGUACUCGUAUCCGUGAAUUUCCACUGUCGUCAAUCAGAUUCAUGCAGGAGCUUGGAGAAGGAGCAUUUGGGAAGGUUUACAAAGGUGAUCUGUUGGGUCUUUACGCCGAAAACACUGUAUCAAAAGUUGCUAUAAAGACUUUGAAAGAAAAUGCAACACCAAAGAUGAAGAAUGAUUUCCGACGAGAAGUUGACUUGAUGACAGAAAUGAGACAUCCGAAUAUUGUGUGUUUACUAGGCGUUUGUAUGAAACAAGAACCCAUGUGUAUGUUGUUUGAGUUCAUGCCACAUGGAGAUUUACAUGAAUAUCUUAUUUGUCGCUCACCAAACUCAGAUGUAUCAGCGGCGGAUGAUGACUGUGCUCAUAAACCGAUGCUCGACUAUCCAGACAUGUUACAUAUCGCUACUCAAGUGGCCUCGGGAAUGGAGUAUUUGGCUAGUCACCAUUUUGUACACAGGGACCUGGCAGCCAGAAAUGUUCUGGUUGGAGAAAAUCUGAACGUAAAAAUAUCGGACUUUGGACUAUCACGAGACAUCUACUCAUCAGAUUAUUACAGGGUACAGAGUAAAUCUCUACUGCCCGUCCGCUGGAUGCCCCCAGAGUCAAUUUUAUACGGAAAGUUUACAACGGAGAGUGAUGUGUGGUCAUUUGGAAUCGUGAUGUGGGAAAUAUUUAGCUAUGGACUGCAGCCCUACUAUGGAUUCUCCAAUCAGGAGGUGAUUGAAGUGGUAAGAAAACGCCAGAUCCUUCCUUGCCCAGAGGAUUGUCCAACUCGUAUAUACGGCCUCAUGGUAGAAUGUUGGCACGAGACCCCAGCACGGCGACCUCUCUUUAGGGAAAUUGCUGCACGUCUUAAAGCAUGGAAGACGGAGAUCAUGAUGCAAAACCCUCACUGGAGUUUGAGUCAAAGUCACUCCGCCCAUUCAAGCAGUCAUCAAAGUUCCCAGAGUGGGCCUAGUCACCAGGGUAGUACUGGCCCCAGCAACACAACAGCGAUCACAGGGUUGACAGGAUCAAGUGGAGGUUCAGAUCCAUCCCAAUCCAGUCAUGGAAUGUCCCCGGCUCCACCACUGGGCAUGAUGCCCCCUAGUUAUCACGCUCUACCCCCACACUAUCUGGCCAACCAAGUGCAGAUGCCCCAGCAUCCACACAUGAUGGGUCCUACUCAUGGCCAGCCAAUGAACCAGAAACUCUUAGCACAGUUCAACAGCCCUCCCAACCAGAUCCCAAAUGGAAUUUGUAAGCUAUCUCCGCCGGGGUCCGUUGCUAGUUCUAAAGCAUCAAAUAGUUCAGGGUCACAGGGCUCCGGCACACCCUACAAACCCAACACGAUGCCACACUCUCAGACAGUGCCACAAGGUGGCUCACAGAACACCAAUAAUGGUCCGGCAGUGCUCCCUCUUACAGACAGUAGCAACAAGUAUGGUCCACAGAAUACAUACAUUCCAGACCAGCGAACUGAAAAGCGUAAAGAAUAUUUCGAAGGAAUAACCUUUGAUCUUUUUACUGAAAACAACAGAAUCCCCAAUUUUCUGUUGCCAAUGAGUAGCAACCAGCUGUUGAGUGCUACCUCCCAGGAGCAUUAGGAGAGUCUGUCCUCUGACAAGUUAGCAGUGACAAAUUUGUAAAAACAAUCAUUAAUUACAAAUGUAUUGUCGAUCACGUGUCUUGGUGACAGUCAGAAAUUGACACUAAUUUGAAUGGAAAAGAACACAUGAUUUGUACAGUCAUGGUAUAUUGGUAAUAUAGACACACUUGAUGUGGAUAAGAUUUUUGACAUGGAUGACAGAUUUUUAACAUUUAUUGGGGAUUGGGUAAGGUGCCUUAAUGUUCCUCUUACCUUUUAUUAGGAUAUAUCUGUUCAAUACAAAAUAUUUUAAAAUUAAAGAAGUUGUGUUUCUUUAUCCUUCAGAUAUAUAUCUUGGCUUAAAUUUGUAGAUUAGAAGGAUAAACAGAACUAUACCAAGAUAUUUUUUGAUGAGAUGGUGUCAGUUAAGAAAUCUAUAUUUAUUACUUUAGAAAUAUGGCAUGUUAAAAAUCAAAAUAGUUCAGUAUAUUGUCAGAGUUAAUGUAGAAAUACUAUAUCUGUGUGUACGGUUGUGAAUUUCCAAAUGCCUUAAAGUUAUCGAGUGUUGUUUUAGGUGUCCAAAAUGUAUUCUGUUUGUGAACUAAUUAAAUCGUAAAAUCAACAUUUCUUUUUUCAUAAUAAAAGUUUAAAUAAAUUCAUUUCAAAGUGUUAUUGGAAAACAUUUUACAUUUCAACAAUAGAAAUUUAACAACUUCAUUGGGAAAAGUCUUCAAACUUUUUCACUACAACAUAUUUCCAGUCAAGGAUAAAUUGAUUUUUCAGCAAGGAAAAAUAUUCAUUUUUUCAUUCAUAAAAGCCUCUUUGUAUAAACCAUUACACAGUGUAAGUUUUCAAAACUGAACGAUAAAUCUAUUUAUCACAAUAUUGUUUUUCUGACAAUUAGAAAUCUUUCUUAUAUUCUUGGUGAAUUGGAAACAGAGAUAAUGCUUCAUUUGAUACAUGUAAAAAGAAAUAUAUUUUCAUUCAUUUGUAAACAAUUCUGUUAGCUUUAAUUGUACAUUAGUUAUUUGUGGGAAGCAUCAGUCGUAUUUUAGAUGGUCAACGAAAUCAAUGCCAUAUUAACGGUUCUUAAUUCAUACUUGAUACAUCCAUUUUAACUUUUGUAGAAAAAAUAAGUUACAAUUUUCAUAUUCAAUUCUCAAAGCUUGUUAAUCAUUGUGGAGAUUUUCAUGUGUGAGAUCUAUGAUGCCAUCAAAUCAUAUGCCUUUGUUCCUGGGGCGAAUAAUAAUGUAUACGAUUACUUGAUGUUGUCUGUAUGAUAUGGAUAUUCAUAGCAAAAUAAUUGUAGAAAAUGCCUCACUUUCCAUGUAAAAUGUUUUAAUCACCUGUAUUCCCCCGAUGAAGUCCCUGUAUUUUCAUAUAAAUGCCAAAAGUUGCUUCGUUUUGUAAAUAAUUACUUGUUAAUUCCAUGUACUUGUUUUUAAGCAAACCUUAUAUAUAUCAAGCCUUUCUUUUUUUUUUCUUUUAAAUUUGAGUUAUCAUUAUGCUGCAUACAUUGAACUGUGUAUGGAGUUGUCUCCCUUGUGUCAAAAUUGAUAGACAUCUCCUUUCAUCAAUAUGGAAUACAGAGAAAAUAGCUGUAUAAUGUUUUUAGAUGUUAAAAGUUUGUACAAUCCAUUAUUAUUGUUAUUUAUAAUCAUGGGCAGAUUAAUCUACGUUAUUGACUUCCUGUCGCAAGUGAUUUAAUGCAGGUUUUUUUUAUAUAAAUUUGCUGAAAUCUUCUUCUUCUGUACUGUAUGUAUUCUUCACAUCAAACCUAUAGUUCUAGUAGGAGAUAAAGCUUGCUUUUAUAUAUAUAUACUCAUUGUACGGCAGGUGACGAGCAUCAUUUGGUUGAGUCUCACAUUUUUUCGAGAUUAUAAACUACAUGUGAAUUGAUUAUUUGUUCAAAUAGAAUGUUCUUGCUGAGCAGAACUCUGUUGAAGUAUUCAAGUAUGAUGGUCGUAUAUAUAUUUUGCUGGAAUAGACUUUAUUUUGAAAUAGAGCACUUGACUCGUUAAAACACAAAUGUUUGGUAAAUAUUUCUGUGAAUUCUGCAUUUCUUGAAAGUAGGUGCUACUUCAAGUUUCUCAUAUCUGUGUAUGUUUUUACAUAGGUCGCCCAAUGUGGAGUCUAUUGAUUUAAGUUAGAAUUUCUCAGAAUGAUACUUUUAUCAAUUCAUUACACUCCAAAACAGGCUAUAAGAAAAUAGUGAAAGUAAAAAUUAAUUAAAAAAAUGUUUCUUAAUCAAACAACACCUUCCUUGUAAUAUUCUGAAAUUUGCUAAACCCAACCCCCAAAAAAACAUGAUAAAACAGCUCUAAAAGUUUAAAGUUCUGUUUAUAAACAAGUUUUUAAUUCUUUAUGUAAAUGUCAAGGUUAAUUGAUUUUAAGGUUUGUCAUGAACAAGUUUUUGAUACCCUAUGUAAAUUUCAAGGUCAUUUGACUAUCAAUUGUGUAAAAACAAUGAUCUAUUAAUGGCGACCCAUGUAUGAUCCAUAUAUAGAAUGUCAUGUUUAUUCCAUAUCUGUGUCAACAGCUUAGCAUGUAAACAUUAUUUCAUUAUCAACCAUGUGUUGUUUCUGUCACAACAAAGUGGCAUGGUACUCCUCCAUCCAACACAGCAGAAUAAAGUGUUUGACAAAGCUAA
Messenger RNA from Ylistrum balloti, 5544 nucleotides. Its product is annotated as inactive tyrosine-protein kinase transmembrane receptor ROR1-like. Gene Ontology annotation, molecular function: transmembrane receptor protein tyrosine kinase activity; ATP binding; protein binding. The record is from RefSeq and is a predicted model, not a curated record. Gene Ontology annotation, biological process: positive regulation of kinase activity; protein phosphorylation; multicellular organism development. Gene Ontology annotation, cellular component: signaling receptor complex; membrane. The transcript has 13 exons. Lineage: Eukaryota; Metazoa; Mollusca; Bivalvia; Pectinida; Pectinidae.